This is a messenger RNA of Erigeron canadensis, 1113 nucleotides long. RefSeq lists its product as uncharacterized. The record is from RefSeq and is a predicted model, not a curated record. The transcript is spliced from 4 exons. NCBI's taxonomy places the organism in Eukaryota, Viridiplantae, Streptophyta, Magnoliopsida, Asterales, Asteraceae. Bases 82 to 903 code for a protein of 273 amino acids.
AUAUAUAUAUUAUAUUUAGGGAUCAAAUAAUUAGUAAUUCUUUUAGUUUUUUUUGUUGUCGAAUUUUGAAUUUGUUUAGGCAUGGAUUCAUCAGCAGCCGCAGCCAUUAAUCCGGUCGAUGGUCAACAAAUCAUCACCGCCUUUCCAGAUCUGUCAAUCCACCAGGAUGAUGAUAAGGAGGAAGUGGUUGUUGUUGUUUCCAGUUGCCAAGAGAAUCGGGAUGGAAAGAAGGACGGUGAUCCAAAUGAGAAUCAUCAUGGACUCUGUGCAAUUUGUUUGAAUAAGAUUGCAUUAGAGGAUACCGCCCUCGUUAAAGGUUGCGAGCAUGCCUACUGUGUUGUGUGUAUUCUUCGAUGGGCCACUUACAAGAAGGAACCAACAUGCCCUCAAUGCAAGCAUCCAUUCGAGUUCCUCAAUAUCCAUCGUUCUCUUGAUGGCAGCAUUCAUGACUAUAUGUUUGAGGAGAGUGUGUGCCUUCUCCUAAGAGCUUCAUGGUUCCAUCCUUUGCACGUUGAAAGCCAUGAAGUGUUGGAUGAUCACAUUCUGGAAGACUUUUAUCCUUAUGAGUAUGAAGAAGAAGAAGAGGAUGAUGAUCUGGAUGAAGUGUAUCUGGGCCGUUCAUCCAAUAUCAACAUCCGCAUUGGCAACCGGAGAUGGGGGAACAACGGUUUUGUAAGAGCUGGAAAACAAGAAGCUCGACCCAUUUAUCAACCUCACUUCCAGGAUUUGGGUGCUGGCCCUUCGUCCCGUGAGCCUAAAAAGAAAGAGUCUGCUGCAGCAGCAGCAGCUCGUGAUGUGGCUGCAGUUGGCCGCCGAGCCAAAAGGACUCUGAAACGUGAAGCUGCUGAUAAAGCGGCUGCUGCAAAACAUCAGCAGCAUCUGGUUAGGCUGGGGCGCAACUAAUCAUCCAAGUGGGCCUCAUUUAUCCAUCUGUACAGUGUUCUUCAACUUUUGUGAAAUAAUGGGUUUUAGUUUUAGUUGUUAAAGUGAUAAGAAUGGGUUCAUACUGUGCAGGACCCCAUUAUGCUUCUUACUUUACUUACAAUUUCAUAGGUGUUAAGAUGAUUAAAAGCUGUUUUUAAUAUUAUGCUGAUGAUGAAAUGUUUUAGCUCA